Jaminaea rosea is the source of this 996-nucleotide messenger RNA. Its product is annotated as rhomboid-domain-containing protein. The transcript has 3 exons. Bases 1 to 996 code for a protein of 331 amino acids. Gene Ontology annotation, cellular component: membrane. Gene Ontology annotation, molecular function: serine-type endopeptidase activity. The record is from RefSeq and is a predicted model, not a curated record. Lineage: Eukaryota; Fungi; Basidiomycota; Exobasidiomycetes; Microstromatales.
AUGUCACGAGGGCUGUUGUCGAGCAGAGGUCUCUUCCUCCCGCUCAACGGGCUGAGCUGCCUUGCAGCGCCAUCCAGUGCGGCUAAGCCCAGCUUCUUCAGACCGAGCCAUUCCUGGCAAUUCAGCAGCGGUCAACCUCUUCAUGCUGCCUCAUCCUCGCCCAUUCUCGAAGCCCUGCAGCGCUUCAGUCUCGCGUCGAGGAUAAGCAGGUCACCUGCGCCACAGAAGCCUUCAUCAUCCAGGCGCGUUCCUUUGCCUUCGUCUUCCCAAUCGCAUAUCCCUCCACGACCCACCAGCAGCAGCCCUUCCCCGCGCCCACCACGGUCCUCUGGCGGCAACGGCAACGGUGGUAGCUUCCUUGCCUUCUCGAACAGAUACCAGACCUCUUUGGUCGUAGGUGGCCUCAUCCUCAUCAACAUUGCCGUCUUUCUCGCAUGGCAGUACGCGACCUAUUCCUGGACAGACUACAAGGAUCCGCGUCCGUACCUCUGGAUGGAACGCAACUUCCUUGCUGGGCGGCCUAACUUGGAUGGCGGGAGGUGGUGGACGUUGAUCACUUGCGCCUUCAGUCAGAGCCACCUCGACCACUUCUUCCUCAACAUGUUCACCCUCACAGCAAUGGCUCCGAUAGUCGCACAGCUCAUAGGCCCACCAGCUCUCCUCUGUCUCUAUUUUGGUGCCGGACUUUCUACUUCGCUCACAUCCAUCCUCUGGCACGAAGCCCGCCAGAGCAAGGGACCCCACAUGUCUCACGGUGCAAGCGGGGCCGUCUAUUCUAUUCUGACUACCUUUGCCUGCUUGAGGCCAAGGAUGGACCUCUAUCUCUUCUUUGUCAUGCCCGUGCCCGCCUGGCUGGCCAUGACGGGUAUCUUUGCUUGGGACUUCUACCAGGCUGUUUAUGAGGGAGGAGGAAAGACGGACAACGCUGGACAUGUCGGAGGCGUACUGACUGGUUUGGCCUACUACUUUCUGCGAUUGCGAGGCCGGGGCAUCUGA